GAGCAUAAAAUACUCAUGACCUAUUCGGCACUGCCCACUGUUCGCUGUAGGACCAAGGAAAAAAGAUCAAGAGUUAUCAAUCCUGACUUCUUCACUUUAGUUCCAAUAGUUGGUAAAAUGUGUGAGAUCGAAGGAAGAGCAGGGAAAAUCAGUGAUGAGUUACGAGCAGAGUAUCGAGAGGCCUUCGACUCGAUUGAUGUGAAUAGAAAUGGUGUUAUCGAUAAGGACGAAAUAGGACAACUGCUGGAGGCUAUACAGGUUAAGAUACCUGGCUACAAGUUACGGUCUUUGAAAGACGAAUACGGCGAUACUGUAGACUUUGAGGAGUUUAUAGAGAUUGUGUUAACACACUCGGACACCCAUACUGGAUCUCAGUUCCUUGAUAUGCUUACAAAGAAGAAUGUAGAACACAUUGGUGGUAUAUCUGAAGGGUCUGCAGAAGGAACAACCCAUUCAUUCUCUGAAGCUGAAACAGCUGCAUUUGCUGACUGGAUUAACAGUCAGUUGGCUGAGGAUGCAGAACUGAAGGAUGGUGGCUACAUUCCCAUUGAUUCAUCAAAUAAUUACAAGGAAUUAUUUCAAAAAGUCAGAGAUGGAGUUCUGUUGUGCAAGAUGAUAAAUGCAACUGUUGCAAACACUAUUGAUGAGCGUGCUGUGAACAAGAAGAACCUGAAAGUGUUUACAAUCCAUGAGAAUCAGACACUGGUCAUUAACUCAGCAGCAUCUAUUGGAUGUCAUAUUACAAACAUUGGACCUGAAGACUUAGCUAAUGGCAAGGUGCAUUUGGUGCUUGGGCUCUUAUGGCAGGUCAUUAGGAUUGGUCUCUUCUCAAAAAUCACUUUACCAAAUGUUCCUGGUUUGCAAAGACUUCUUCUUGAAGGAGAAGAUAUCAGUGAUUUACAUAAACUGAGCCCAGAAGAACUGUUGUUGCGCUGGGUUAACUACCAACUGGAGGCUGCUGGAUGUGAAAGACGCAUUACCAAUUUUAGCGAGGAUAUCUCUGACUCUGUUGUGUACAGCUAUCUUCUCAGCCAAAUUGCACCACCCGGAUCAGGAGUGGAUAAGCCUAACACAUACAACUCUAUUAGAGAUCCACUAAAGAAAGCUGGCAAAGUGUUAGAUAAUGCUAACCGCCUUGGAUGCAGGAAGUUUGUUAGAGACAGGGACAUUGUUGAAGGCAACCAGAAACUAAACAUGGCAUUUGUGGCCAAUCUUUUCAACACCUAUCCUUGUCUACCUCCAAUGGAUGUUGAAGAAAGUAAAACACAAGUUGAAGAUGAGAACCUCUACAGAGAAGAAACUCGCGAAGAACAAACAUAUCGUAACUGGAUGAACAGUCUUGGAGUUGAUCCAUUUGUAACUUGGUUGUACACAGAUCUCUACGAUGGUCAAGUUUUAUUUCAGCUGUAUGAUUCCAUUAAAACUGGCAUGGUUGACUGGGAUCGUGUAUGUACAAGAGAAGAUUGCAAGAAAUUAGGUGGAAAUAUGAAAAAGAUUCAAAACUGUAACUAUUGUCUGGAACUUGGAAAGAGUUUGAACUUCACGCUUGUUGGAAUUGGUGGUCAAGACAUUAAUGCUGGAAAUGAAGUCUUGACUCUUGGACUUGUGUGGCAAAUGAUGAGAGCUUACACUUACUCCAUCCUGACAAAGCUUGCUCCUGAAGGCAGCCCACGACUCAAAGAUAACGACAUCAUAGAGUGGGUUCAGGAACAGCUUGCAAAGGGCAAGAAAUCAAGCACAAUCAAAAGCUUCAAGGACCCAAGUAUUUGCACCAGCCUUGCUGUGAUUGACCUUAUUGAUUGUAUUAGCAGCAAAGUUGUCAAUUAUAAUCUCGUGACUCCAGGAGAAACCGAUGAGGAAAAGUUAUUAAAUGCCAGGUAUGCCUUAAGUCUGGCAAGAAAGAUUGGUGCACAGAUCUAUGCCCUUCCUGAAGAUCUCGUGGAAGUGAAACCUAAGAUGGUUCUGACAGUAUUUGCUUGCCUUAUGGCCUGUGCAUACAAAAACACAAAACAAAAGGAAUCAAAAAAGAAACAAGUCAAAAAGUAAAACAUUUUGUCUAAUAGGGUUGACUAGAGCAUGGUUUAUAAGUAGGUAUUUCUUACAUUAAUAAUUGAAUUUGGAUCCUGUCAUACUUUACGAGGUCAAUCCUGAUUUGAUAAGCAUUUUUCUGUGUUGUGUGAUAUAAAGCAAAAUUUUUGCAAUUAGUAUGAAUAUGCCAUACCCAAGCUUUUGUUUCAGUUUAUGCAUUUACAAAUUGUUUAUACUAAGAAAAUAAGUAACUAAAAUAAGAUGAAAGUCGUUCGUGAACAGAUAUGGAUAUAUUCACAUUUCAAGACACUGUAUUAGUCAUUGUAACUGUAUAACCCUAGAAUAAUGCCAUACGAUCUGGUCAAUCAAUCACUUAUUGGGUGUAGUAAUUAGGUUUAUAUAUGACAAGCAAUACUUUAUGAACUGUUAGAUACAAGCAGAUAUUUUCAAGGUUUUCUGUAAUUAACAAGAAUGUUAUUGAUAAACACAAAUAUAAUUUGAUAAAUAGGAAUCAAAGUAAAUAAAGCUUUAGGAAUAAA
Actinia tenebrosa (Australian red waratah sea anemone) is the source of this 2567-nucleotide messenger RNA. Its product is annotated as plastin-2. Gene Ontology annotation, cellular component: actin filament; cytoplasm; actin filament bundle. Gene Ontology annotation, molecular function: actin filament binding; calcium ion binding. Gene Ontology annotation, biological process: actin filament network formation; actin filament bundle assembly. The record is from RefSeq and is a predicted model, not a curated record. Lineage: Eukaryota; Metazoa; Cnidaria; Anthozoa; Actiniaria; Actiniidae.